GAUUUGUCAUCCUUUCCUAGCACAGCCUCUACGUCACAGGAAGACCAUGAAAGCAAUUCAGGAUCCACUUCCUCCAGGAAAUUGAGAGUUACUCUGUUAAGCAGUGAAUGGAGAUCAACAAAAGGCGGCUUGUCAACCAUCAACCGAGAGCUGGCCAUUCAGUUGGCAAAACACCCCAGAGUGGAGGUCAGUGUUUAUCUUCCUCAGUGUAGUGAAGAGGAUAAACGAGUUGCUGCAAGUCACAGUGUUACUCUCAUUGAAGCAGAAGAAAUGCCAGGUUUAGAACCCGAUCUAUGGUUGUCUUGUCUGCCAGAAAACCGUGCUGUGGACUGUGUGAUAGGACAUGGGGCUGUUCUUGGUCGGCAAGUGCAAAUUCUGAAACGAAUUCAUCCUUGCAAGUGGAUUCAGGUCGUUCAUACUGCUCCUGAAGAGCUUGGUAUGUACAAGUCCUACGCAGAUGCCAUUUCAAGAGGCGAGAAAAAGCACGAGGCUGAGGUAAAACUGUGUGAAAAAGCUGAUCAAGUCGUAGCAGUUGGACCCAAGCUGGCUGAAGCUUUCUCAGGUUAUCUCCGUGCCUGUGGAAAGGAUCAAGACGUUCUCAAUCUUACCCCAGGUAUCUUCUCAGAAUUUCUGAUGUAAAGCAAGCCACUGAAGAGAGAAAAACUUUUAGUGUUUUAGUGUUUGGACGUGGUGACAAUGAAGACUUUCAGCUGAAAGGAUAUGAUAUUGCUGCUCGCGCUAUUGCUGAGUUGAAAGACGAGCCACAAACCUAUAAGCUCUUGUUUGUUGGAGCUCCAAGUGGCGAAGAGGAGAAAGUAAAAGAUUUGUUACUCCAGCAAGGCAUUGAUCGCAGUCAACUAACUGUACGUUGUUUUAAUGAAAGCAGAGAGCAGUUAGCCCGAUUGUUUCGUGAAGUUGAUCUUGCUAUAGUGGCAUCCCGAACUGAGGGCUUUGGUCUAGCCGCCCUUGAGGCUUUAUCUGCUGGUCUGCCUGUGCUGGUCAGUGGGAACUCUGGUCUUGGCGAGGCCUUACAGGAAGUUCCGAUUGGUUCACAUUGUGUGGUGGAAUCAGAAGAUCCUAAAGAUUGGGCCAAUGCAAUCAAAGCUGUUCGGAAGAAAAAAAGGAAGCCGCGACUGGGAGAGGCCAAGCUUCUUCAAGGAGAGUAUGCCAAGAUAUACAGCUGGCAGGAUCACUGUAAUAGACUUGUGGAACGAAUGCUUGCCAUUUCUCAAGGUAAC
Messenger RNA from Porites evermanni, 1238 nucleotides. The record is from the annotation of a GenBank genome assembly. Lineage: Eukaryota; Metazoa; Cnidaria; Anthozoa; Scleractinia; Poritidae.